Messenger RNA from Magnolia sinica, 3069 nucleotides. Its product is annotated as vacuolar protein sorting-associated protein 35B-like. Gene Ontology annotation, cellular component: retromer, cargo-selective complex; late endosome; retromer complex. The transcript is spliced from 22 exons. The record is from RefSeq and is a predicted model, not a curated record. The coding region runs from base 69 to 2444 and encodes 791 amino acids. NCBI's taxonomy places the organism in Eukaryota, Viridiplantae, Streptophyta, Magnoliopsida, Magnoliales, Magnoliaceae. Gene Ontology annotation, biological process: intracellular protein transport; retrograde transport, endosome to Golgi.
CAGCAGCUGAGAGAGCCAGAUCAAACGACUUCCAUUCCACGACCGUCCGUCGCGAGGGAGCGAGGAAAAUGCUUCUCGACAACGCCGAGGACGAGGAGAAAUGGCUGGCGGAAGGGAUAGCAGGACUCCAGCAGAACGCCUUCUACAUGCACCGAGCUCUGGAUUCGAACAAUCUCAGAGAUGCUCUCAAAUACUCCGCUCAGAUGCUGUCAGAGCUCCGGACUUCCAGACUCUCUCCUCACAAAUACUAUGAACUAUAUAUGCGGUCGUUUGAUGAAUUGAGGAAGCUGGAAAUGUUCUUCAAGGAGGAGACGUCCCGUGGGAGCUGCUCCGUUAUCGAUCUCUAUGAGCUUGUGCAGCAUGCUGGCAACAUCUUGCCUAGACUGUAUCUCCUGUGCACAGUAGGAUCUGUCUACAUCAAGUCAAAGGAGGCUCCUGCGAAGGAUGUUCUUAAAGACCUUGUUGAAAUGUGCCGUGGCAUCCAAAAUCCUGUUCGUGGGCUCUUUCUAAGGAGCUAUCUUUCACAAGUUAGUAGGGACAAAUUGCCUGAUAUCGGUUCUGAGUAUGAAGGGGAUGCUAACACUGUUAAUGAUGCUGUGGAGUUUGUACUCCAAAACUUCACAGAGAUGAAUAAACUCUGGGUCCGAAUGCAGCAUCAGGGUCCUGUCCGGGAGAAAGAGAAACGGGAGAAAGAACGGAACGAGCUUCGUGAUCUUGUUGGAAAAAAUCUGCAUGUCCUCAGUCAGAUAGAAGGUGUGGACCUUGAUAUGUACAAAGAGACUGUGCUUCCCCGAGUCUUGGAACAGGUUGUGAACUGUAAAGAUGAGCUUGCUCAAUAUUACUUGAUGGAUUGUAUAAUCCAGGUCUUUCCAGAUGAAUACCACUUGCAAACUCUUGAAACAUUGCUGGCUGCAUGCCCACAGCUUCAGCCAACUGUUGACAUAAAAACAGUGUUAUCUCAACUAAUGGAGAGGUUGUCAAAUUAUGCUGUGUCAAGUUCAGAAGUUUUGCCAGAAUUCUUGCAAGUAGAGGCCUUUGCGAAAUUAAGCAAUGCCAUUGGGAAGGUGAUAGAAGCACAAGUGGACAUGCCCAUUGUUGGAGCUAUUUCUUUAUAUGUAUCUCUCCUUACAUUUACCCUCCGCGUGCACUCCGAUCGGCUUGAUUAUGUGGAUCAAGUUCUGGGAGCAUGUGUUCGGAAACUUUCAGGCAAAGCAAAGCUUGAAGAUAGCAAAGCAACAAAACAAAUUGUUGCACUUUUGAGUGCUCCCUUGGAGAAAUACAAUGAUAUUGUGACUGCACUGAAACUUUCUAACUAUCCACGUGUCAUGGAUCACCUUGAUAACGGAACAAAUAAAGUCAUGGCAGUAGUAAUCAUUCAAAGCAUCAUGAAAAACACCACUUGUAUAUCAACUGCUGAUAAGGUUGAGGCACUAUUUGAAUUAAUAAAGGGACUUAUAAAGGACAUGGACGGGACACCUGCUGAUGAGCUUGAUGAGGAGGAUUUCAAGGAGGAGCAAAAUUCUGUUGCUCGUCUGAUUCAUAUGCUGUUUAAUGAGGACCCUGAAGAGAUGAUGAAGAUUAUUUGUACUGUGAGGAGGCAUAUUCUUCAAGGAGGCCCAACACGUCUUCCUUUCACUGUUCCUCCGCUAAUAUUUUCAGCUCUUAAGUUGGUCAGACGAUUGCAAGGACAGGAUGGAGAUGUUGCUGGGGAAGAGGUUCCUGUGACACCAAAGAAGAUUUUUCAGCUUUUGAAUCAGACUAUUGAGGCCUUGUCAUCUGUUCCAUCACCAGAACUGGCACUAAGAUUGUACUUGCAGUGUGCUGAGGCUGCCAAUGAUUGUGAUCUCGAGCCUGUAGCAUAUGAGUUCUUCACACAAGCUUUUAUACUAUAUGAAGAAGAAAUUGCGGAUUCAAAAGCUCAGGUGACUGCAAUACAUCUAAUAAUAGGGACUCUUCAGAGGAUGAAUAUAUUUGGUGUUGAGAACAGAGAUACACUUACACAUAAGGCCACAGGGUACUCCGCAAAGCUUUUAAAGAAGCCUGAUCAGUGCAGAGCAGUUUAUGCAUGUUCACAUCUCUUCUGGGUUGAUGAUCAGGAUGGCAUCAAGGAUGGAGAAAGGGUCCUGCUUUGCUUAAAGCGUGCACUAAGGAUUGCGAAUGCCGCCCAACAGAUGGCCAGCGUAACGCGGGGUACUGGUGGGCCGAUCACACUAUUUGUAGAAAUAUUGAACAAGUACCUUUAUUUUUUCGAGAAAGGGAAUCCUCAGAUUACAGGCUCAGUAAUCCAAGGCUUGAUUGAACUGAUCACGACCGAGAUGCAAAGUGAUAACGCGACGCCAGACCCAUCUGUGGAUGCUUUCUUUGCUAGCACGUUGCGCUAUAUUCAGUUCCAGAAGCAGAAAGGCGGCACAAUGGGUGAAAAAUACGAGCCCAUCAAGGUGUGAUGCAGCUGACGUGAGGGGGCCUUUAAUUUGAUUAGAUCAUCACAAGCACAUUUACAGGAUGAAGUUGAGGAAUUGUUUAAGGAUUUUGAUUGAUGUCUUCUUCACCCUGAGGAAUGAAAGGAAUAUAGCUUUGUAAAUGAUUGCUUGUGUUGUGUAUGUUGUAUGCAUUCUUUCUGUUACAUGGUCGAUGGCACAUGACCAUCUGAAGCAUCCAUUGGAGUUGCAAAACAAGUGCUGAUUUGAUUGCAAUCAGCUGUAUUUCUGAUUUCCUGCCAUGGCCAAGUUGAGUCAAUCCGCAGGCGCUGGUGGAUUCGGUUUCUUUUGCCUUGUUGCUGGGGGACGUACAUGGGGUGUGCAACCCUGUACCCAUUUUCACUUUCUUUUUUUUCCCCUUUUAUAUCUUGAUCAUGAUGGUCAGUUUUUUUUUUUUUUCUCCUGGACAUGAAAACUGAGUUGCGUGGAUUUUUUUAGUAGUUUUAACUGAUGCAACCAUGUCGAUUAAACAUGUUUUAGUAAUUCUGAGUCCAUGGAGUAGUUUUUCAGUUUCACAUUGGAGGGGUGUAGAAAUACCAUAAAGUUUCAACAGUUUGUGGCAAUAAUGUUAUACAUAUCUAUGGUGUUUUGU